This is a messenger RNA of Limanda limanda (common dab), 348 nucleotides long. It is a transcript of the gene tomm6, whose product is annotated as translocase of outer mitochondrial membrane 6 homolog (yeast). Gene Ontology annotation, cellular component: mitochondrial outer membrane translocase complex. The coding region runs from base 47 to 241 and encodes 64 amino acids. NCBI's taxonomy places the organism in Eukaryota, Metazoa, Chordata, Actinopteri, Pleuronectiformes, Pleuronectidae. The transcript is spliced from 3 exons. The record is from RefSeq and is a predicted model, not a curated record.
UGGUUCCGAGCUCUCCUCGCUGCAGUCUCUAACGCACGCUGGCACGAUGACUGGUCCGGACGCUAAGAAGAGUUCGAUCCCCAAUGUGGCGGAGUGGGUUCGCACGGCCUGUCGGUUCGCCACAGACAGAACCGACUUCCGGAGGAAUCUUCUGGUGAACGUGGGUCUGUUUGCAGCCGGUGUCUGGGUCGCAAGAAACCUCUCAGAUUUUGACCUGAUGUCUUCGCAGCCGUUGACAUAACAACGAAAAUAAUAGCACUGCCAAAACCAGGAUGAUGGUGUCUUGGACCAACAAAUAAUAAACAAGGGACAUGAAUAAACGACCAUUAAACCUAUAUGAGGAGUUAC